CCAUAGCACUGUCAGCCCCUGAUCUCGCACUUCUAUUGGAUGCUAUCUGCCGUGACGUCACGAUCAUGAUUAGAAUUGAUGAUCGGACGCGCUGAUUUCAUUGUCUGGUCCGGACCCGAGCGGCCUCGCCAUCCUUGGCCUUGGGGAGGAUUGAUGUCGUUCUCUCUUUGACCACUGUUGAAAUUCUACCAUGGAAGGAACUGUUGCCCCAAAUGUUGGGGAGGUGACAUCCACUGGAUCUCAGGGAUAUCAACAGGAGAUGAACCUUCGUUCUGUUUUUACUGUAGAGCAGCAGAGGAUAUUGCAGCGUUAUUAUGACAAUGGCAUGACAAAUCAGAGUAAAAGCUGCUUCCAACUCAUUUUGCAGUGUGCACAAGAAACGAAGCUGGACUUCAGUGUAGUCAGAACUUGGGUUGGCAACAAAAGGAGAAAGAUGAGCAGUAAAAGUUACACUGAUUCUGGGUCAUCUUUACAAGGAGCUGUGACAAAUUCCCCUUCAGUACCUCCAGAAGUAGCAGUUAGAAAUGUGCCAAAUAUAAACAGAGCUCAACCCCCUCGUAUUUCCUCAAGUGGUGAUCUGAUGAUGACUUGUGUCUACAGUCCAAAUAAUUCUGUGAGACAGGGGUCCACACCACAGACACAAACCACUACUGCUAAAGUGGAAAUGCUAAAGCCCUCUUUGCAAAGGUCAGCUGGCAGAAAUGAACAAGAGUACCUCAAGCAACAUGCCCCAAUGCACCAUCAAGCGCCUCUUUCAAAGAAUACCUUGCAGCAACUUGAUGACAAGACUACUGCCUUAGCUCGACAUCCAAAUGUAGCAAAUCCUCAAAACUCUGUCUACCCGAAAAAAGGUUUUGGUGGUUCAUCUAAUCCAAUGGUGGAAAGGAUUAACCCUCAGAAAACAAUGAGCUGGUCAGUAAAAACCUUAGCAGAGCCUACAAAUAAUCAACGUUUGCUUAAGGCAGAACAUUCAAGCCCUGUUUCUCAUGUUCCUGUGGGACAUAGGACUAGAGACUCUAUGUGUGCUGUAAAGAAUCUUGAAAUUAGGGAAGUAUUUUCAUUGGCUGCUACUGAGAAUUCCUCAAGAUUGCUUGGAAGUGGUAUGGAAGAGAAACGUCGUUUAGUUGAAAGUAACUGCUUUUCCAUUGCCAUGGAAACAGGAGAUGUUGAUGAUGAGUAUGCUCGAGAGGAAGAACUUGCAUCAAUGGGAGCACAAAACCAGGCUUGUUCAAGGUUUCGGGAAAGCAAUAGUUCACCUCGUGUGGAGAACAGGUGCACAUUAUCUCCUUUGUCAGUUAGGACAGGAACAUGUAAGACUUUGCCAACAAAUACAAGAGACUUCUCAGAAAACAGAAUGUAUCACAACAGAGACUACUAUUUAUCACCUAAUACCUCAGUACACAAUACACCCAGCACACAAUAUAGCAGUGGUAACUCAUCGAGAAACAGUUUGCAUCCUCAUUACACAACAUCCCCUCAAAUAAGACUGUCACAGAACCAAAACAACUACCAGAUUUCAGGAAACCUCACAGUGCCUUGGAUUACUGAGUGCUCCAGAAAAAGAACACUCCAGGACCGCACUCAGUUCAGUGACCGUGAUUUAGCCAUGUUAAAAAAGUAUUGGGACAAUGGAAUGACCAGUCUGGGCUCUGUCUGCCGAGAGAAAAUUGAAGCAGUGGCUUCAGAAUUAAAUGUUGACUGUGAAAUCGUGCGGACGUGGAUAGGGAAUCGAAGAAGGAAAUACCGUUUAAUGGGGAUUGAAGUCCCACCUCCUAGAGGAGGUCCAGCAAACUUCUCUGAGCUUGAAUCAGGAUCAUCUAUGCUAUCGUCAGGAGACGAUCCUGCAGCAGAAGUGUCGGAAGAUAAUGACCGGAAUGAUGCUAUAUCUAUCUGCCUCUCAGAAGAAAGUUUACAAGCUGAGGAAAUGGCAGAAAUUGGAAGAAAUGAAGAUAUUUCUAUCAAGGAAGACAGUCAAGAUGCUGUCCCUGUGCACAAAGUGAAGGUGGAGGUCACUGAGGAAGAAGUAAAUGAUUCAAUGAGUACGUUGGACAUGGAGCAGAUGCACAGUCUCCUGGACUAUAAGAAUGAAGAAAUGAGAUUUAUUGAAAGUGAACUGGAACGUUACAAGCUCAAGUAUGCAGAACUUCAAGCUUUUACAAGGAACCUAAUACUUGCAGUGAAAUCAAAUGAUAAAGACCAGCAGCUGGCUCUUCUUGCUGAGCAACCUCCCGAAUUAGAAGAUAUGGAUUAUAACCACACAUCUUCUGAACCCGAUGAUACCUCAUACAGCAUGUCCUCUGUUUCUGACAAACACACCCUGGACAGUGUAUAACCUCAUCACAUCACAAAUAACAUGUACUGUGCCAAUGUGACACACAAACAUUUGAACUGACAUCAAUAUAUCCCUGUGUCAGAAAUGCAACUUAUUUUCAUCAAUUGGAAAAACAUAUAUUUUGCAUCUUGGAAAUACUUCUUGACAGCAUAAAUAAAACAUAUUAGAGUGAAAAAAUAUUAUUUAUAUUCCA
This is a messenger RNA of Bombina bombina (fire-bellied toad), 2525 nucleotides long. RefSeq names its product highly divergent homeobox (gene HDX). NCBI's taxonomy places the organism in Eukaryota, Metazoa, Chordata, Amphibia, Anura, Bombinatoridae. The record is from RefSeq and is a predicted model, not a curated record. Gene Ontology annotation, molecular function: DNA-binding transcription factor activity, RNA polymerase II-specific; RNA polymerase II cis-regulatory region sequence-specific DNA binding. Bases 191 to 2332 code for a protein of 713 amino acids. Gene Ontology annotation, biological process: regulation of transcription by RNA polymerase II. The transcript is spliced from 11 exons.